AAACUAUAAUGGCGCGUUAGAUCAAUUUUUUGUAAGUUGGCAAAAUUACGAACCAAAAAUUGCAAUUGAAUCACUAACCAUCGCAUAAUUAAAUUUUGCAUUAAAGAAAUGGUUAGUGAUAAAAUGAUCUGUCAAAAUGUUGUGCUUACAAAUCUCCAUUAGAUAAAUAAAUUAGUUUCUCUCUCUCAUCUAUCUUUUUUUUUGGUUUUCCGACAUAGAAUGCUAUCUCUCUCUCUCUAAGCCUAUCUCAAAACAGAGAUCUUAGGAGAAGAAGACAAAAUCUUUACCACCAGAUCUUUUCUUCUUCCUUCAUCUUUACAGGUUGUCACAUCACUAUAACCACCGAAACUCUCGGCCCAACCCAAAAAAAAAAAAGCUUCCUUUCGAAAAAAAUCAAAGCUUUUUCUUUUAUCUUCAAUUCUCCUCCGAUGAGGUGUAAAAGACACACCGUCGAUCUCAGCAGCAGCAACGGCGUUUGCGCUUCUUGCCUCCGUGAACGUCUCCUCUCUCUCGCCGCUUCCGCCGCCGUAUCAGCCGCCGUAGAAGAUAAUCAAUCAAAGAAAUCUAAUAACAAUAAUCAUCCUCCGCUUUUGAUUUUCCCUCGCUCUGUUUCUCCUUACGUUACCCGUAGAAAAUCCGACGCCGGAGCCGGUGGAGGAGAUCCUUUAGUUUCUUCUAAUCGGAGAUUCAUUACCACGCCACAGAUAGAUCUCGUCGGAUAUUCAUGCAAAGAUUUCGAAUCGAAUCGAUCAAAUAAAUCAAAACAAGGUAAAAAAGUAUCUAGAUUCUCGAAUCUAUUCAGAGCUAGAUCUGAAGAUUUCGAUACCAAUCCCAAAUCCAACAAUCCUAGAUUCUCCUCAUGCGACGCGUCUGAGAUUUCAUCUUCUUCUUCCUCUUCACGUUCAUGGAUCUCGACGAUUCUCUCCACCGGUCGACGUAAAAAGCAACCAACCACCGCGUGUUACAUCGAAGACGUUAUCGCUGCGCGUAGACCUCAACGUAUAUACUGUAGAGGAAUGUCACCUGUAAGAGAUACGGAACCGGAGCAGUCGGCGGAAUCAAUCGAGGAAUUGAGGAGAACUCCGGCGACGAAAACUCCGGGAAGGAGGAAGAUUGCGAUGGGGAUAGGGAAGAGCAUGUCGGGGAUGGCUUUUUGUUUGAGUCCGUUGGUGAGAGCUAGUCCUAACUGUCCGUUUAAACGGAAAAUGAGAUUUCCAUCGGAGUUUGGUAAUUCUGGGGAGGUAACGGCGGUGCCGGAAAAGCCUCAUAUAUCAGCAGCGGCGUCGUUUUGUGCAAAUAGAUCGAAGAAGCUUGUGGAUUUAGGUAGAGUUGAUCGCCGCCGUUGAGUUUUUUUAUUUUGGUGGGAUUAGUCUUUGGUCAACGUGUUUGACUAUUGGAUAGUAAACUACGGCUUUCUGAAGAUGGAUUUUGCCAAAAUCAAGCUUUUUAUAUGGCUUGUGGUGAAUAAUCUCUAUGGGAAAUAGCUCAAACAAUACUUUUGUUAUAAAAAAUUGUAAUGUUUUCUGAUUGUAAUUGUAGAGUUUGAAUGGCCAAAUAUAUUGUUCUUAGGAGAUUAAGAGAAAUAAUGUAGUGUGUUCUUGUUUUUUUACUUAUGAGAAUUACUUACCGAUUAUUAGGACAAGAAAUCAAGAUAAAACCGGAUCGAUUGAUUGGUAG
Molecule: messenger RNA, 1677 nt
Organism: Arabidopsis thaliana (thale cress)
Lineage: Eukaryota; Viridiplantae; Streptophyta; Magnoliopsida; Brassicales; Brassicaceae
Exons: 1
Coding region: 429-1346 (305 amino acids)
Source: RefSeq, marked reviewed